Messenger RNA from Plasmopara halstedii, 186 nucleotides. RefSeq lists its product as uncharacterized. The record is from RefSeq and is a predicted model, not a curated record. The transcript is spliced from 2 exons. NCBI's taxonomy places the organism in Eukaryota, Oomycota, Peronosporomycetes, Peronosporales, Peronosporaceae. The coding region runs from base 1 to 186 and encodes 61 amino acids.
AUGUACAUAUCAAAACAGACUCGUCGGGUUACCUUUCAUGCCAAUCCAAUUUUAUUGCACUUGAACGCAAGAAUAGCCGAUUUGACGACCAAGUCACGACGAGACUAUUUUCCAGAAAAGAGCGGCAAAUGCGAAAAUGAUGGCUCGAGGACCGUGACGAUAUGCCUCGAGGCUCACACCAGCUAG